CGCGCGCUCGCGGAGAAACUGGUGAUGAUGGUGUUGGUGAUGGUGCCGAAAGGGCGUCAUUGAAGGGCAGACGCGGGGUGGGAGUGUGCGUGAUAGGAUAGUUGCCCUCUGGUGUCACAGAGGGAGGCGAUCAGGCUUUAAACGCACCAUCAGGGAAAAGUCAAAGGAUGUCAGCUUGUUGUUCUUCUGCUUUGUACCAGAGCGGCUGCUCGUAAACAGCUGGCCUUCACGUUUUUCACAGAGGCUACUAUGAGGAGACCAUCUGGCAAACCAGACCCUGGAAAGCAAUCCAAUUCUUCAGAACUCAUUUGAAGUGGACCGAAUCAUGCAUCGCGGCCGGUAGAACUUGCUCCCUUCUGUUCUGACUUUAAGAGUGAGGAAGCCAGACGCGGCACAAAUAUGGGCACAGACCAACCCUGCACGGACUCCCUAGAGCGGAGACCCAUUCUGGCUCCGGAUCAAAAAGCACAGCUUGGCCAGAAGUGUCUGCGGAAAAAGCUAAGGCCUGUUCGAAUCUUGGGGUUUGUCUUCAGCUUGGUGGCCUUAAGUGUUGUCUCUGUCAGUGCCUUGACCUGGAGCUCAUGGGGGGUUAGUGAGCCAGCGCUUCCUAGGGAGGAGCACCACCAGACGGCCCCUCACAGGACCCUACUUUUCACCCCAAACCAGAGGGACCCGAAUGUGUCAGCUGACAUGCCCAUAGCAAUGAGGUCCACGGCGGGCGACAAUGAGAGCCAAGGCGAGUACCCGCCAGACCUCUUCACCCUCAGUGAAAGACGUCAAGGAGCCGUGGUCCUGCACAUGUUCGGCAUGAUCUACAUGUUCAUCGCCUUAGCCAUUGUGUGCGACGAGUUCUUCGUCCCAGCCUUGACGGUAAUCACAGAGAAACUGAACAUCUCGGAUGAUGUGGCAGGCGCCACCUUCAUGGCGGCAGGCGGCUCCGCCCCGGAGCUGUUCACCUCCAUCAUCGGCGUCUUCAUCUCGCACAGCAACGUGGGCAUUGGGACCAUCGUGGGCUCGGCCGUCUUCAACAUCCUCUUCGUCAUCGGGAUGUGCGCCAUCUUCUCCAAGGAGAUCCUAAACUUGACGUGGUGGCCGCUCUUUCGCGACGUAUCCUUCUAUAUCCUGGAUCUGAUCAUGCUCAUCAUCUUCUUCCUGGAUAACAUCAUCUUGGUGUGGGAAAGCGUCACACUGCUCUCCGCCUACGCCGCCUAUGUGAUCUUCAUGAAGUUCAACAGCAAAAUGGAGGGCUUCGUCAAAAGCUGCAUGCACAGGAACCAGGUGGUGGAAGUGGAGGUGCAGCCCAAGGAUGAGAAGGCGAGUCCCGGGGCGCCAGAGGAUGAUGGCAAAUUGUCGGCAAGGCCCCGCCUCCAAAGGGGGGGUAGUUCCGCCUCCCUCCACAACAGCUUGAUGAGGAACAGCAUUUUCCAGCUGAUGAUUCAUACACUAGACCCUUUAAGUGAAGAAUUUGCAGAUUCUGAGCUUGGAACUUAUGGGAAACUAAAAUAUUAUCACUCAAUGACUGAGGAAGGUAAAUUUCGAGAGAAGGCCUCGAUUCUGCACAAGAUUGCUAAGAAGAAAUGCCAAGUGGAGGACAGCGAGAAGGCCAAUGGCGUUUCAAGCCGCGCAGAUAAGAAUCUACCAAACAGCUCCAGCGUGGAAGAAGAAGUGCCACCACCCAUGAACGGGACAGCUGGACAGGAGGGGGAAGCGGCUGAAGAUGAGGAGGAAGAGGACCAGCCUCUGAGCCUGUCAUGGCCGGAAUCCAACCGCAAGCGCUUUACUUACCUCCUCAUCAUGCCUAUAGUCCUCCCUUUGUGGAUAACAUUGCCUGAUGUCAGAAAGACGUCAUCCAAGAAGUUCUUCCCAGUCACGUUCUUGGGUUCCAUCACCUGGAUUGCAGUAUUCUCCUACCUUAUGGUCUGGUGGGCUCACCAGGUCGGAGAGACUAUUGGGAUCACGGAAGAGAUCAUGGGUCUGACUAUUUUAGCAGCUGGUACCUCCAUCCCAGACUUAAUCACCAGCGUCAUUGUGGCACGCAAGGGUUUGGGUGACAUGGCUGUUUCCAGCUCUGUGGGCUCCAACAUCUUUGACAUCACUGUUGGAUUGCCGUUCCCCUGGCUCUUCUGGUCCUUCUUCAACGGCCUGAAGCCGGUACAAGUCAGCUCCAACGGACUGUUUUGUGCCAUCGUGCUCCUCUUCCUCAUGCUCCUCUUUGUCAUCAUCUCCAUCGCCGCCUGCAAGUGGCGCAUGAGCAAGCUCCUGGGCUUCAUCAUGUUCAUGUUGUACUUCGUCUUCCUGGUGGUCAGCGUCAUGCUGGAGGACAGGGUGAUCACCUGCCCGGUAUCGAUCUGAGCGCCUGUCAUGGAGCUACCCCGCUCUCCUUCUCUACCACUCCAACAACCAUCCGUUUUGUCUGCUGUCGCUCCCAACUAACUCUUUGUACCAGGAAUAAUAUAAAAAAUAACAAUUAUACAAAUCGUACAUGAGAAUAGCAUAGAAAUAUUUUAAAAAGUGACAUUUUCCUGCAUUUUUAUUGAUUAUUGUAGGUGGCACCAGGAGGUGGGUAAACCAACAAAGACAAAAGCUUGUCUUGACCAGUUCACAAAGUGAAUUUUGUUUAUUAUUAUUAUUACUAUUCCACUGGCAGGUAAAAUGGGGGGACGUAUGCCAAAUAUAGAAGUAUUAUGCAUGCCAUUAGGUUCUCUAGAAUCCAGACUGCAACCAGUGAUGUGGAGCUGCAUUCUGCAAAACUCCUGCAAUCUGCAAAUGUAGUGACUGAGCUGAGAAGGUGAAAGCACACACUGAGGCUUCACCAGCAGCACAGGGAUGUGGGUGAAUACAUGGAUAACGAACGGGUGUUUUGUUUUAAACGCCUGAUUGAGCUGAUUUUUUUUUCUCUGGAUUUCUCUGAAAAUACAUGAACUUCUUACUUUUAGUGUCUUGUUUUGUUUGUUUUUUGCACAUCUACGCUUCAGUUCCUAUCUUCCCCUAUCAGCCACCAUCGAAUGUUUCCUUAAGUGAAUUUCUAUUUUGGCUUCACCAUUACUAGCAAUAGCAUACUGUAGCAUUAGCAGUAUUAGCUAACACGAAGCCAUCUUGACAAUCUGCUGUUUUUUUGGUUUGUUAUGUUUUUAACUAAGCACACACGUUCUGAUUUAACAGAACUGAUCACGCGUCACAUGCACUAAUUUAAAAAAAAAAUAAAGAUACAUUUAAAAAAAA
Oryzias latipes (Japanese medaka) is the source of this 3222-nucleotide messenger RNA. The record is from RefSeq and is a predicted model, not a curated record. NCBI's taxonomy places the organism in Eukaryota, Metazoa, Chordata, Actinopteri, Beloniformes, Adrianichthyidae.